AUCUCCUCUGCAGCAUCCUCAAUCUGCAUUCUUCCAUCGUGCGUAUGCUCCAGCGAGGCCGCCUCGGCUUUAACUUGCGAGAAUCAACAUGUCCGAACUCUGGAUGGCUUUCCUGUCUCUGGGCGUGUCGGCCUUGUUCGGUAAGCGCAGAAACGCACACAUGAAGCUUGGCUGAGUGACCACAGCAGCGCAGCGCACCAAAAGAUUGGCGAAAUUUGAUGGCUGCGCUGUGUGUGUGUGUGUGUGUGUGUGUGUGACGCAGCCGGGUUCUCGAAAGGACUUGUUGGCAUCGGCGAGGGCGUCAUGUUCCAUGCCAUGUAGGAGCUGCUGAAUAUGGACAAUCUCACGCGCACACUCGCUGGCUGCUUUCAUUCAUGAUGCCUGUUAUGGAUUGACUUCCCAUUCUCUUCCUUCUCCUUACACACAGCUUCGCCACGAUCACCCUGUUCUGGCCUCAAAUGGGGACCUCAAGCACCAUACAGGUGAACCGUCGGACGACAGAAAGAGCCUCCUCACUCUCUCUUCCUCCCACUGUGUGAGUCGUGUGUGUGGUGCUCUGCGGUCGAUUCAUUCAUUCAGUUGCGUGUGGGUGCCCUGGGUUUCAGCACCUGGUUCAGCAACACGAUGGUGGUAGGCUUCGAGUGGCAGGCCUGCCGGCGGUACUGGAAGGCGGGCCUCGUCUUCGGCAUCGGCUGCAUAACCAACAUCCUCGGCGCCUGGCUCCUCACCUCACUCCCCACAGACCUCAUCUCUACCGCACUCGGAUGGCUCUUUGUCAUGUUCGCUCUGUGGUGCGCCACCCAGGACGUCAAACGACACCUUAGGCGCGACACCGGGUUGGGCGAGAAUGAGGCCACCAACAGGGAGGGCAAGGGAUCGGGAGAGGGCGAGGGAGAGGGAGAGGGAGACGAAGCGGCCAGCACUGUUCCGCCCGCUGUGUAUGGCAACAAGGAAGACAGCAGUGGAGAGCCGUCCGGGUCAGCCGGGAGGGACGGGCAGCAUCAGCAGGAGCAGCGGCAGUCGAGCAAUGGUGGCGGUGAGGCGCCAAUCACCCUGUCGCGAUGCUUACUCCUGGAGGUCUUCGGAGCAGGUCAGUGAGCCCUGGCCACCCAGCCAGCCACCCACCCAAUCAUGCACUCCUGUCCACACGGGUCCAUCUGAUAUGCAUGUGCUGUGUGCUGCAUCCCUCACAUAGGUGCUGUGACGGGCAUCUGUCUGGGCAGCGUCGGUGUGGGUGCCCCCGCCCUGGUCUACUUCACCCUUCGCCGCUGGCCCAAGUCCUUCAUGCGUGCCGUCUUCUGCAUGGCGUGCAGCAUGGAACUGCUCGUCAGAAACGCUACAUACGCCGUCAUCGGCAUGCACCAGCUCGACUACUGGCCGCAGUAUCUGGUGGUCCUCGGGGCACUCCUAUCGGCCGUCUUCAUUGGGGGCGCACUCACACACGUCGUCAACACAGAAAUGUGUGUAGCCAAGGAAGGGGCGCGGAAAGACUUCGUGAGUGACGGUUGCGUGUGUCUGUGUGUCAGGUGCAAUCGGUUUCUGAAUGCGAUCCUGUGGCUGUCGUCUCUCCAGCUGCUCGGCCUUUACGAAGGCGACACGCACAGGUAUGCAAUCACACAUCCAACAAUGAGCAGUGAGAGGAGUCCAUACAGCCCUCUGCGCCCGUGUGUGUGUGUGUGUGUGUGUAUGUCAACCACCAGCCUGGCAGCUCUAGUCGGCACGGCCGUGUGGUGCAUGGGUGUGGGCCUGUGGGUGCUGUCGAUGAAGACCUCACUCUGCCACUUCAUCGUCCGCAGCAGCAAGCCGUCGUCGUCGAGCAUUCACGACACCCUCGACGAGUCAGACGGCAUCUCCACCGGCCCAGAGCCGGCGCUCUUCUCCCCUCUGCACACGCCCCGCCACACCGCUGUGCCGCCGCCAUCGGCGUCACAGCAGCACCCGGCAGAUGUGCGGCUGGACAUCGGCACCAACAGCAACCCCGAAAAGACCAACGACAUGACAUUGCUGCUGAGGCGCGCUCGCAGAGUGCAGCCGGCACCGCUGACCCCGUCUCUGCGGCCGUAUUUGCCGAGUACUGGUGGUGUGAACAGCAGUAACAAAACUGUUCAGGGGUCCUUGGUUCGUCUGCGCAGCCCUUCUGAUGAAGGUGAGGACGACGCGCAGCACCGGGGGGAGUGGGUUGGGGAGGGGUCGGGGCUCGGCAUUGCAGACAAGACGGAGAUGCUCGAGCGCAUCGACAGCCCAAGGUGACGCGCGUGAAGGGAGGGAAGCCUCAAGUAUGUGUUGUGUAUGUGCCAUCCUCUGUGUGUGGAUGCAGCCGCGAGUCGACGUCACAUGACAGCCAUGCGAGCGAAGAGGGGGCGCCGGGGGAGGCCGCCACGGCCUGAUCGACCGGAGAGAGAACCUGGGGCUUUUUUCUGUCACUUUUUGUGUGUGCUUUGUUGUGCUGUCCGCAAACUUGUUGGUCUUUUGUAAAAAGGGAAGGGGGGCCGGGCCUGGUGUCCUGUCCUGUCGACGAUUGGUUGAUUUGAUGAUCGAGCUCACGCCACGCACUCGUUGGUGUCUUGUAAAAUGGGG
Messenger RNA from Vitrella brassicaformis, 2577 nucleotides. The record is from the annotation of a GenBank genome assembly. NCBI's taxonomy places the organism in Eukaryota, Vitrellaceae.